Molecule: messenger RNA, 4442 nt
Organism: Phlebotomus argentipes
Lineage: Eukaryota; Metazoa; Arthropoda; Insecta; Diptera; Psychodidae
Gene: RhoBTB
Product: rho-related BTB domain-containing protein 2
Exons: 12
Coding region: 549-2858 (769 amino acids)
Biological process (GO): proteasome-mediated ubiquitin-dependent protein catabolic process; small GTPase-mediated signal transduction; regulation of proteolysis
Cellular component (GO): cytoplasm
Molecular function (GO): GTPase activity; GTP binding; ubiquitin protein ligase binding
Source: RefSeq, a predicted model, not a curated record
GUUUUCAGUGUUUAUCUCAAGAGGAAAGAUUGCUCGUUUCUCCGUGAGAAAGUGUGUCUAUUUUUCCCAUUGCCUUUCACGUUGUCUUCUUGCAUCUCCGCUAAUAUUUGUCGUGUUUUGAUUGUGUCUUCAAGUGCCAAACUCAGGACUUGUUUGACGCAUUGCGAAAAGCGCUGUGGAGAAAUUAUAGCAAAGGCGGAAAAGUCGGCCCGAAUUUGUGUGCAAUCCUCUUCAAUUGGACUUCCUGUGGUAUUUUUGUCCUGAAAAUUCCUGCAAUUACAUUCUGUUUGGCAGGCAGAAGCUAUUGGUUGACAAGAAAGACUGUUCUGUGAAGUGAAAAGUGUGAAUAUUCGGUGAAUAUUUACUUUCUUGCCAUCUUUUCUCCCAGACUGUCGUGCUCAAGACGAAGAGGAGGAAACAUCGCGACUUGUGACUGUGUUUUGGUGUUUUUCUCCCAACAUCACGACUGAAUGGAUUUUAUCGUCGAAUCGCCGUCAAUUUCAACAUCUCUCUAAACUGCAUGAGACAUUCUCACCGGGCAUGGCAGAAUGGACAACGAACAGCCACACCAGGAGCUGGUGAAAUGUGUCCUCGUCGGCGACACGGCGGUCGGAAAGACGCGCCUGAUUUGUGCCAGAGCGUGCAACAAACACGUUUCACUUUCGCAAUUGCUGUCGACGCAUGUGCCAACUGUGUGGGCCAUUGACCAGUACAGAAUCUACAAGGAUGUGCUGGAGAGAUCAUGGGAGGUUGUGGACGGCGUGAAUGUCUCCCUGAGACUGUGGGACACUUUUGGGGACCAUGAGAAAGACCGGCGCUUUGCCUAUGGACGCUCAGAUGUUGUUCUGCUCUGCUUCUCCAUCGCCAAUCCCGUGUCGCUGCGCAACUGUCGCGCCAUGUGGUAUCCAGAGAUCAGGCGCUUCUGCCCGCAAACACCAGUCAUCCUGGUGGGGUGCAAGAAUGAUCUGCGGUACAUGUACAGGGACGAGACGUACUUGUCCUACUUCGGCGAUCGGAGUCCUUUUGUGAGGGCGGCCAGGAAGUCUGAUCUCGUAAUGCCGGACGAGGCGAGAGCCGUAGCGAAGGAUCUCGGUGUGGCGUACUAUGAGUCGAGUGUCUUCACUUAUUUUGGUGUGAAUGAAGUCUUUGAAAAUGCCAUUCGAGCGGCAUUGAUCGCGAGGCGACAGCAAAGAUUCUGGAUCACAAAUCUCAAGCGCGUUCAGCGUCCGCUGCUUCAGGCGCCCUUCCGACCACCUAAGCCUCCGCCCCCGGAAGUGACAGUGAUCACAGGCACGCAUUCAAAGGAUAUGUUGACGAUGCUCAAUGGCCAGCGAUACACUGACUUGGUGCUUGUGGUGGGCGCUGUGCGAUUUCCUGUACAUAGAUUCGUGUUGGCGGCAGGAUCAAGUGCUUUUCACAGGCUUCUGACGAUGGAAUUAUCGGAUUUGGGCGCCAGGAGCAGUAGUGAGUCGAGCAUGGUCAGUUCAACGUACGGUGAUAAUUCAACUGCCGACUUCAACGAAGACACGGAGUGCCUUCUGAGAUGUGAUCCUCAGUCUCGAGGUGCGGUCCAGCCACUGAGAAUGUGGGAGCAAUUGAAGCGUCGCUCGAGCUAUCAAGCACUUCCGACGCACGAACCAAAGAAGCCGCCGAGUGAUCUCUUCCGUGAGUUGCAUCAUCCCGUGUUCCAGAGCAUCCGCGUCAUUCAGACGACCGAGGGCAACGGCGGGGGUUCGGCUGGGCUCUCCAGUUUGUCCCUGCGCGCUCAAAUGCAGACCAUCGUGAGCCUGAGCAAAUUGAUUACGCCGCAGGCGAUGCAACAGUGCCUGAAAUUCAUCUAUUCGGGGAGCAUCGAUCGCGAGUGUCUAGACAUGCAGGAAAUUCGACAGGCAGCAGAUUUUCUGGAAUUACCACAAUUGUCGGUACUUCUCUCCAAUAUUCAGUCCAAUCAGAACUUCAUGAAUGACGAGACAAUUCAACACUAUUCCACGUGUGUCCGGAAAAAUCUGGAGAAAUUAUGUGUGAAUAGUGGAUUGUUUGGUGACUUGAGCUUCGAACUGGACGAUGGUCACGUGAAAGCUCACCGGGCUAUUCUUGUGGCGCGCUGCGACGUCAUGAGAGCUAUGCUCAACGGCGACUUCCGGGAAGCUCAUGCCAAUGUGAUUGUCUUUCCGGGUGUGACAGAGUACACAUUCCAUAAAUUACUGUGUUAUCUCUAUACAGACGAAAUACCUCCAAUAUCUGCGGAUAAAUGUCUGAAUUUACUAGAAUUAGCCAAUAGAUUAUGUUUACCUAGAUUACUGAAUCUUGUAGAGUGUCGCGUUAUAGAGGAUUUAACGAGAAUGUCACAAAGCGAGAGCAGUGAAGCUGUGGAGCAUUGCCUGAAACUCCUGGAGCCGGUGAAGCUCCACAAUGCCCAUCAGUUGGCCGAAUGGUGCAUGUCAUACCUGUGUGUCAACUACAACAUAAUCUGUCGCGUGUCGCCCAAGAGCUUGAAGGCUCUGCAUCCGGACAAUCAGGACUACUUGCGGGAGCACCGCUGGCCGCCGGUGUGGUAUCUCAAGGACUAUGACUAUUACCAGCGCUGCAUGAAUGAAAUAACGAGAGAGAUGAAGGACAGCAAAAAGUCGCCUGACGAUGAGGGCUGCCUGUGCUUCUCUGGAGUGUUUUGUUGGCUGACAGGCAAAUCGAGGCGCACGGCGGACUCUUCGACGGUGGGCGGCCAGCAACAGCGUGUGCCUCUGACUUCUCAGCCGACGCCAGCCGAGGCGGAAUUGGCCGCGGGCGGCCUCUAUCCCAGCCAAGACAAUUCCGUGCAUCAAAUUGAGGGGGACAUCGAGGCGGACCUCAAUCUCUGACAUCCACCAAUCUGGAGGUCACUCCACUUCGUAGUGACUUUUCCCAUUCUCCUCUGCUUCAUUGCCAGCAUCCUGAGCAUCCUCAUUGUCUGUCAGCUGUACACCUGAUCGUGUGCGUAAUCUAGGCGAUUCAUCUUCUUCUGUUUGUGUGCAGAUUGAAUUCUGCCGAAGUUUUGUUUACUUAAGAGAGUGGCAAAAAGUGGGACGCACACGCACCAAGAAGAAGGAUCAAGAGUAUGAUUUUGAAGAAGAAAAGCACAUAAUUUUAUUCCUUUUAUACAGUACAUUAAGUGAUGGAUAGAUUUUAAUACUUUGUAGACUUGAUUUUUCGUGCAGAAAAUGUUGUCCGUAGAUUUAAACAAAGUCAAUAUUUUUUGAGACAUUUAAGUCAGAAAAAAAAUUGGUGAAUGAAAGAUUUAUGGUGCUUAAGAGAAAAGAUGAUGUGAAAUUUAUUUUUUAACAAGAAAUUAGUUCCGAAAUGCAUUUUUCUACAUUUACACUCAAAAAAAAGGUGAAUUCUUAAUGAUACCAAGAGAUGAAAAUUGCAAUUGGUAGAAAAAUGAGUGUGUUUUCCUUAAUGUCUUGAAGCAUUUGCAUUUAGAAUUAAAUGGGACAAAUUAAGAAAGAUUAGGAUGCAUUUUAGUUUGAAAUCUUAGAAUAUUUACAUUAAAAACUUUACUAGAAUUAAUGAUAUCGAUAUUAAUGAAAAUUUUUGAUACGUGAAGAAAACAUGAGGGUGAAACAUUUUGUCGAUUAGUGUAAUUCAACUAACUUUUUAAUUAUGAGUGAAAAUCCUUUUAACAUCAUUGAUGAAUAUCUCUACGUAAUUAUACUCUUUGUAUAAACUAAGAAACUACGUAAAAGCAUACAUAAAAACACAACAACAAAACAUCCAAGAAACUUGCAAAAAACUGCCUGACGAAGAAAUUCACUAAAUAAAAUACCAUUUUUUAUUGAAAUGCUUGAUGGAAAAUAUACUAAAAGUAAAUUGUCUAAAUAGAAAAGAAUACUGCAAAGAGUUUAGCUAAAAUUAGUGGAAGGAUAUUUGAUUUGUGAUAAAAAAAGAGAGACAUUUAGUGUGAUUUUGAACAAAACAAAAUCACACGUGAGGACUGAUGAGAAUGAAAAAAAAAAAUCAGAAAUUCUAGGGAAAGAGCAAUUGUAUAAAAACACCAAUUUCCCUCUUCUUUUCACACCGUCAAAAAUGCGAUUUACUGCUAGGAAGGGAAGAUAGGAGAAGUUCUGAUUUACUGGAAAAUUUCAUCAGCUUUCCAAUGAAUCCUCACUUGCUACAGUCGGUUCCAGAAAUGGCUUAACGGCAGAGUUUUUUCGAAACCCUUGCAUUUUUCGUAGUAACUCAUGUAGAAUGAGAUUAAAAUGUCCUGCAGUUCUUCUCCUAUCAAUGAAUGAAAAAAAAACUAGGUGAAACAUGAAAUAUUAUUGACUGUGCAAUAUUUAAUUUAGAAACGUAAAGAGAAUGAGAUAAAAUGAGAAUUAGCUCAGCUUUUUAGACAUGUCAAAUUAACUAAUUAUUAAAUUUAGCUAUUAACACUUUUCAAUAUUAAAGAGAGAAUAAAAUUUCUU